Scaptodrosophila lebanonensis is the source of this 3180-nucleotide messenger RNA. RefSeq lists its product as uncharacterized. The coding region runs from base 1181 to 2755 and encodes 524 amino acids. The transcript is spliced from 9 exons. Gene Ontology annotation, cellular component: cytosol. Gene Ontology annotation, molecular function: translation activator activity; protein binding; RNA binding. NCBI's taxonomy places the organism in Eukaryota, Metazoa, Arthropoda, Insecta, Diptera, Drosophilidae. Gene Ontology annotation, biological process: regulation of translational initiation. The record is from RefSeq and is a predicted model, not a curated record.
CAGCUCUUACGUGUGUGGCAUCAACACAAGCGAUAUUAAACGCGUACUCGCAUAAAAUAUUUGCGAGAAAAAUUAAAUAUAUAACUAUUAAAUCGACAAUUUUAACGGAACAAGAUAUUUAAAACGAACCAAAACGCAGCGAUCUACUCAACGAACGAAAAGAAAAAUUACGCGAACAAAAACAAAAUAAAAAAUUAUAACAAUUGACAAAAAGAAUAUUAGUGAAAAGCAACAAACCAAAAAUAGAUGAUCGAGCGGCGGGUAAAAAAGUCCGACGCCAACUCAACUACCAGACCACCACCCCCCAAUUGAGUCAUCAACAGCUGCCACUGUACAAUACCAACAAAAACCAAAACAACAACAACAACGAUUAUCAAUUGUUGCUGUAGCUGAAUACAUACUAGUGAUCAGUGGCUGAGUGUGCAUGUGUGUGCGAUGAGUGUGCGUGUUCGCGCAAAUCCAAACUACACAGAAUUAUAUACUUGCAUAUAGAUAUUUUACUAUACAUACAUACAUACAUAUAUCUAUUCUUCUUUAUGUUUGUAUGUGUGGCAUAUGUACGAUCGGAUCGCUUUAAAGGCUACAGCGACGUUAAUUAAAAUUUGUUUUGGAAUUAUUAUUUUUAUUAAUAUUGUUGGCGUAUGUGCCGAGCAUAAUUAAACGAUACACGAGAGUGGUCUCUAUCAGCUAGAUACAUAUACGAAAGAUAUCCAUACGAACAACAAAAGCAACAAUAAGAAGCCACAACAACAACGACGAUACUACGAAAAUCAUAACGACAAAUUUUUAGAGCCGUAAAAAAGAUACAGCGAAAGAGAAGGGGAGAGAAAGAGUGAGAAGGAAGCCCAAGCACAUAAACAAAAGCUCAACGAAAGGCAAAGAACCCAAAUAUCGGAAGAAUUUUGCAUUAAAAGACCACGCUAAAAUAUCAAACUCUGCAAAUAGAGGAGCACUUUUUCUUUUUGUAUAUAAUACUACGAAGAAGAAAGUGUCAAGGCUAAGAAUUGUAUUAAAAAGCAAAAACUAAAUAAUUGUGAUAUGUACAAAUUUACUCAAAUACUGAAAAACCAUAUAUAAGAGUCUAUUCCAAGAAUUCACAACGCCAGAAAGGGCAGCGAAUAAGCAACGUUUAGAAAUUAAAUAAAAACCAAAGAUUAGGUUUUUCACACAUUUAACAAAAAUGGCGGAAAAGGUAGAACAACCACAAGCCAUAUUGAAUAAUCAACAAAAUGAUGCUCGAAAGGUGCGCAAGUCCCCCGAUUUUCAGCCCAUUAUGCCAGGUGUUAUGGCCAGAGAACGCAGCUUUGUACGCACCUCCAAUCAACAGAAUAUCAAUAAAAGGCGCAGUCUGGCAUUUAACAAUGUUUCGGGGAAUCAAACUGGUCAAAUGCGUGGCGGCAAGCCCGCUAUGGAUAUAUAUAGACCACCCAAUGUGCGCGGCGAGAAUUCUGCUGGUGGGGGAGGUGUUGGUGGUGGAGCUGGUGGUUGUGGUGGUGUUGGUGGUGGUGUCACGAACAAACUGAACGUUAAUGCACAGGAGUUCACAAUGACGACCAACUCACGUGCGACGCCACCGGCAGAGGCACUGAGCACCAGCAAUCGUUCAUCACUAAUAUUUCCUCUGGCCGCCGCCGGACCGGGUCUGAUGUCGCCCCAGCAACAACAGCAAUAUGUGGCAGCCUCCAAUGCGGCGAUUUUGAAUAGAAGACAGGCGGGUCUAUCGCUGGGCAGCAUGCCUCUAAAUAAUCUCAAUGCCAAGUCCGGGCAUCAUCGCUCUAUAUUGGUCAACACGCCAAUGCCGCUCAUGAAUUCACCCUCCAGUGGGAACAUAUUGCAUACAACGAAUCGUGUAAAGUUCGCGCCCGAGCCCAGGACACACAAAAUGGCGCAAAACCAGUUCAGUGGCAGCAACAAUCCUUACCUACAACAGCAAUAUCAAGGAAAUCAGCUUAAUGGCACCGAUCCUUAUAUGAAUGGCAAUGGACUGCAACGCUCUAAGUCGCUUUCGUCGGCUGAUGCGUUGACCCGCGGCAUGGCGGGACUGGGUCUGGGUCUCGGUAACGAGGUGGCAGACAUUGGACAAUUUACACCAGAGAUUCAGACGCUGAUUGACACUGCGCUUGAAGAUCCCAACAAAUUGAAUUCCCGUUGCCUCAUGGAACUGACUUCCCAGUUUAUAAAGCGUGCUGUGGAAAGUCGUCGCUUCGCUUUGCCCAUUUCACGUCUAUGCCUCAAUAUCAUAGCAAAGGAACAGAAAGAAACCUUUUUGGAGGCGCUAUUGAACACAUGCCGCCAAUGGUAUCAAGAACGCGAAAAGCUGCUUUUUGCCAUACAAGGCAUGAAAUCGCCAUCCCGUGUGCGCUUCACGGCCUUCAUGGCAUUUCUAACGGAAAUGUUUUGUCAACUGAAAAGCCGCCAGUUGCAGUUGCGCACCAAAAGCGAGGGCACCCCACCGCCCCUAGUGCUGCUCAGUCUGCUCUCGAAGUGCUGUGAGGAUUGUGUGCGACCCCCUGUGCGAUCCCUAUCAGAGAUUGACUGCCUGUUCUUUGUAUUGACUUGCAUUGGACAGGAUGUGGAGCAACAGCUCCCCCAGCAACUGGAGCUUCUCAUGGCUCUGGUGCGCGAUGCGUUCCUCAAUGCUGGCGAUGCAGCUGCUCCCAUUCGUCGCACCCUGCUGCAGUUAAUCGAGCUGAAGGCCUCCCACUGGCAACUACCGGGCAAUACGGUGCUGUAUUACACCCAUAAUAACAACUAGGCGACGGAUUGACUAUCGGGGAUUGCUCAGGCGCACAGCAAUUUGUUGCAAUGGCAAGACAUUUUAAAUUGCUCGCGAAUUGCAUUUAGGCCUGUACGCAUCCCUAUGCAAACACUACUACACUACACUACACAUAUAUUUACAUACACACCCAUAUAUAUAUAUUUACACAUACAGACAAUAACAUGCAUAAUUUUAAGUACUAUUUAUUUUGAUGGUGAUCCAUCAACUAACCCAAGCAAUUAUGAUGUAUACAGUAUGAUGAUCAUUUGCGCGAAUGCAAUAAUCCAUAAAUUAAAUACUGGCUACGAGUCAGGUUGAAUCAUACUCCAGAUUCUAACAACGUAAGGCUCAAUUUUUUGUGAAUCCGUCAUAUAUUAUAUGUAUUUGAUAAAUAUUAAAAUAAACUGCUAGUCAAACCUGAA